AUGUUCCAGAUUGAAAGGCCUAAUUUGAAAUUAUAAAUUACUGUUCUUGAUUCAAAUUGAACAGGUGACACUCAAAACAUAGCGGUCAAUUUGCCAUUCAGACCAGUGAAUUGAUCUGUUCAAAGUUGGAAGGGGUAGAAGCAGUCAGAGCCAUCAAAAUAAAUGGUUCUUUUAUGACCAAGUGCUCGGGACCAUACCAAUGUCAUCACCAUCCGCUCGAGUAGAAUAGCAAGCGAGGGAUGUUUUUAAAGUUGUACUGUAACAUGCGUUUUGACUAGGAUGCGAGAUGCCAGAUGGAAUCCUAAUCAUACACCUAAUUGGUAUAACAACUCUCCAACUACUGAACAGCAAAAUUUACAAAACCCAUAUUCUUAAAUAUUGACUUGCUUAUUGAAAGAAAAAGAAAAUAUCAAAUUGGGCAGUGGUUCGAGUUUUAUAUUAACACGUCUCCCAAGCAUGGCCAGCUAAGUUGUUUAAUGUCUAACUCCUCUUCUGCAUAAAAACCUCCAAACAAGCUUCCUUCUGAACACACUGCUUUAUCAGAUGAAUGGGAGAACCUUCGUUCUCAUAUUCUGCUUCUGGGCUUUCCUUACAAUCAUUACUCCUACACUCGUUCACUUGUCCGCCUCUGCCAAACCCAACUUCGAUUUCAAAGGUGAGGAAAGCGACGGAUUGAAGGCUCGGAGAAUGAUGGGCUACUUAGAUAAACAUAGCAGAAGCACACCAGUAGCUCCGGCCCCGGCACCAGCACCAGCACCAGCACCAGCACCAGCACCAGCACCAGCACCUGCGCCAGCACCUGCCCCAGCGCCGGUGCUGGCACCAGAACUAGGGGAUGGGGAAAAUGCUUUCCUGGAAGGCUUUCCAACACAAAGACCAAGAUUCCAGAGAGCAUGAGGAGGUGUCAAGGCCAUGCUUGUUUACGAAUUUAUAAAAAAAAUAUCCCCGGGAUUUGUUGAAACCAAUUCACUCAAGCAAUAUAUGGAAAGAGGGGCUUAAGAAAUGAUUGAAAGAUUGUAAAUAUGUCAACAGCUACAGAUACUUGCAGGAAAGAUGAAAUAAAAGGAUACUAAAGGAUGAGGUUCCUCUUCAUUUGAGAAA
Vitis vinifera (wine grape) is the source of this 1101-nucleotide messenger RNA. RefSeq lists its product as uncharacterized. NCBI's taxonomy places the organism in Eukaryota, Viridiplantae, Streptophyta, Magnoliopsida, Vitales, Vitaceae. The transcript has 2 exons. The record is from RefSeq and is a predicted model, not a curated record. Bases 544 to 897 code for a protein of 117 amino acids.